Molecule: messenger RNA, 1997 nt
Organism: Daucus carota subsp. sativus
Lineage: Eukaryota; Viridiplantae; Streptophyta; Magnoliopsida; Apiales; Apiaceae
Product: 5-OH-xanthotoxin synthase
Exons: 2
Coding region: 358-1860 (500 amino acids)
Molecular function (GO): monooxygenase activity; heme binding; iron ion binding
Source: RefSeq, a predicted model, not a curated record
AAAAAUGCUACUCUGUCCCUCUCAUUUCCUUACGGUUUUUUUCACUGAUUGGCACACAUUUUAAGGUGCAUAUAUAAAAUAUAGUUUCUUAACUUUUUAAAUUUUUAUUUAGAAGAAAAAAAUUAAAAUAAUUUGUGAAACUACAUUUUAUCGGAGUUUUAAAAUGUGUGUCACGCUCCCGUCUACCUAGUAAAGCACGCAAGGGACAUAGGGAGUAUUUGAAGAAAGUGUUUAAUAAAGAGAACUGAGUGAUCAUAUGACACUGAUCAUGUAAUUAAUAGUAAAUUUUUGGCUAAACCGGUGAAUGAAAUCUAUAAAAGAGCAGCUAUUUACAGAAAUUCUGAACAAAUAAAAGCUAUGGCCUUAGUUUAUCUCUGUCUUCUUGUUGGUAUCCCUGUACUCUGCAUUAUUCUUCUUCAAAAGCUUCUUGGUAACAAGAAUUCGAAACUUCCUCAUCCACCUGGUCCCCGGGGACUUCCUAUAAUUGGAAACUUGCAUCAGAUCGAUGUCUCCAUCUUUCCUCAACAUCUGUGGGAACUUUCUAAACAAUAUGGUCCAAUCAUGUAUCUUAGGCUCGGUCAUUUACCAACUCUUGUCAUCUCUUCACCCGAAAUAGCUAAAGAAUUUCUGAAAACUCAUGACUUGAACUUCUGCAGCAGGCCAUACCUCUUUGGGUUGAAAAAAGUGUCUUAUAAUGGGCGCGAUGUUCUGUUCUCUCCAUAUAAUGAGUAUUGGAGGGAAAUGAGGAAGAUUGUCACCGUUCAUCUCUUUAGCUCCAAAAGAAUACAAUCCUUUCGUUCAAUUCGCGAGGAAGAAGUUUUUCAGAUGAUUAAAGGAAUUUCUGAAAAGGGUUCAUCAAAUGAGGUCUUGAAUUUAUCGGACACUCUAGCACCACUGACAAUCGCCAUGACUUCUAGGCUUGCUUUCGGGAAGAAGUUUAAUGAAGUUGACAUGAAAAGAUUUAAGGGGCUACUUAAAAGGUUCCAGGAUGUAACAGCAGCUUUUUACUUUUCGGAUAUUUUUCCUUCUCUGCAAUGGCUGGAUAGGUUCACUGGAUCCUCUGCUGAGCUGGAUGGUUGUUUUCGUGACAUGGAUUCGUUCUACCAGGAAGUAAUAGAUGAACACCUCGACCCAUGUAGGCCAAGCUCCAUGGACGGUGAUGUUAUUGACAUCUUACUUCAGUUGAAGAGGGAUGAUCAGAUAUCUUCAAUAGAUUUCACCUUCGAUAACAUCAAAGCAAUUAUAAUGAACAUAUUUUUUGCUGGAACGGAUACAACAGCAAACACACUGUUAUGGAUCAUGACAAGCCUAAUAAAGAAUCCGGAGGUAAUGCACAAAGCACAAGAAGAAGUAAGGAAGUUGAUGCAUGGAAAAGAGAGAAUAGAGGAAGAAGAUCUUCAGAAUGUAAAGCUUCCUUAUCUGGAGGCAGUUAUCAAGGAGACUAUGAGGAUGUACCCUGUUGCUCCCCUCAUUCCCCGAGAGUCUUUAGACAGGAUGGUCGUAAAUGGAUACGAAAUUUUGCCUAAAACUAUAGUCUAUGUGAAUCUUGUGGCUAUUGGCAGGGACCCUCUGGUUUGGGAAAAUGCAGAGGAGUUUUUCCCUGACAGAUUUCUCGACACUGACAUUCAGUUUAAAGGACAUGAUUUCGAAUUCAUUCCUUUUGGCACUGGUCGAAGAAUUUGUGCUGGAAUGUAUAUGGCUGUUGCUACCCUGGAGCUUGUCCUUUCAAAUCUCCUAUACUCAUUCGACUGGGAGCUUCCUCCAGGAAUACGGAAGGAAGACAUAGACACUGAUAUUGGCCGCGGUAUAACAUUGCACAAGAAAAACGCUCUCUGCCUCAAACCAAGAAUCUUUUUCUAGUACUACAUUAGUUUAGCUAGAUCAAGACUGCUAGUUUGAUUUCAAGCGAGUUGUGAACUAGUCCUACAAAUGUAUGCCUCGUUUUAAAUAAUCUGAUUUCAAUUAAAACUGGCGUGUGUAUGCUACUUAACUGCUAA